This is a messenger RNA of Rhodotorula graminis WP1, 573 nucleotides long. RefSeq lists its product as uncharacterized. The transcript has 3 exons. The record is from RefSeq and is a predicted model, not a curated record. Gene Ontology annotation, molecular function: DNA-binding transcription factor activity, RNA polymerase II-specific; RNA polymerase II cis-regulatory region sequence-specific DNA binding. Lineage: Eukaryota; Fungi; Basidiomycota; Microbotryomycetes; Sporidiobolales; Sporidiobolaceae. Bases 1 to 573 code for a protein of 190 amino acids. Gene Ontology annotation, cellular component: nucleus. Gene Ontology annotation, biological process: regulation of transcription by RNA polymerase II.
AUGCGCGACGACGCGUACGACGACGACGAGGGCGACUACGAGGACGAUGGCCAGGCCGAGCCGUCGCUGCGUGCGCCGGCCGUGUUCGGCAAGGCUCGCAAGAAGGCGCCCGGGUCCGGCGGCGGCGGCAAGAAGGGCGCCAAGCUCGGCGCGCGCACGGCGGGCAACUUUGCCGAGGACGACGAGGACGAGUUCACCAAGGAGAGCAAGACGACCCAGGCGACGAUCGACGCCGCCAAGCGCCGCAGGAAUGCGGGCGCCGUCGCCAAGUUCGUGUGCGAGCUGUGCGGCGAGACGUUCACGCGCCGGUACAACCUCCGAGGUCAUCAACGUGCGCACAAGGGCGAGAAGCCGUACAGGUGCUCUCAGGAGGACUGCGACAAGUCGUUCGCCCGCGCCCACGACUGCAAGCGCCACGAGCUCCUGCACCUCGGCGUGCGCAAGUACAACUGCGCGCCGUGCAAGCGCGACUUUGUCCGCCUCGACGCUCUGCACCGCCACCGUGCGUCCCCUCUCUCUCUUUCCUCUCGCGCCAUCUUAAGGGCGGCAGCUGACCCACCUCGCACCCGAUAA